This is a messenger RNA of Cynara cardunculus var. scolymus (artichoke), 1095 nucleotides long. RefSeq names its product NAC transcription factor 29-like. The record is from RefSeq and is a predicted model, not a curated record. The transcript is spliced from 3 exons. Bases 49 to 900 code for a protein of 283 amino acids. Gene Ontology annotation, biological process: regulation of DNA-templated transcription. NCBI's taxonomy places the organism in Eukaryota, Viridiplantae, Streptophyta, Magnoliopsida, Asterales, Asteraceae. Gene Ontology annotation, molecular function: DNA binding.
UCUCCCAUUUCUUCCCCUGUUUCUAAAUUCCAUACCCUUUUCUUUAACAUGGUGAUGGUGGGAAGGGAAAACUCUAAUCUCCCUCCAGGUUUUCGCUUCCAUCCCACCGACGAAGAGUUGAUCAUGUUUUACCUGCGAAACCAAGCGUUAUCUAAGCCCUGUCCCGUUUCCAUCAUCCCCGAGGUCGAUAUUUACAAGUUUGAUCCUUGGCAGUUGCCUGACAAAACUGAAUUCGGAGAAAACGAAUGGUAUUUCUUUACGCCUCGUGAUAGAAAAUACCCUAAUGGUGUUCGACCCAAUAGGGCGGCUGUUUCAGGGUAUUGGAAGGCUACGGGGACGGACAAAGCAAUUUAUAGUGGAUCAAAAUACGUUGGUGUGAAGAAAGCUUUAGUGUUCUACAGUGGUAAGCCUCCAAAGGGCAUUAAGACCGAUUGGAUUAUGCACGAGUAUCGAUUGAACGAGUCAAGAUCGCAACCCGCAAAGAAAAUUGGGUCCAUGAGGCUUGAUGAUUGGGUCCUAUGUCGAAUUUACAAGAAAAAGAGUCCCGGAAGACCUUUGGAGCAAAGAGAGGAAAAUACAAAUUCACAAAAUACCGCAACCGAUGAUCAUAACAAUGUCAUGGAGUUACCAUCAAUGAAAAUUCCGAGAACAUUUUCACUUGCUCAUUUAUGGGAAUUGGAAUCUUUAGGCCCGAUUUCUCACAUUCUAGGAGAUCACAACACGGAUUAUGACAACAAUGGUCGAACCGAAAGUGAAACCACAAUGGGGAUGAUGACGCAAUCACCUACGACGUUUAUUGGAACAGGACUCAAAGAAUCACACCCUUUGAAGUUUGAAGAUAAUCAUCAACACAGCUUAAACCAUACAAGUUUUUUUAGUCCGAUGUUUGAAUUCCAAUGAUUCUAUUGAACGAACUGACAUAGCAUGAUAAUGUCAAAAAUAUUGGGUUUCAUCCGAGGAUAGGAAGGGCAAAACGAAAUAUUUGCCCAUAAUUGUAAAAUAGGUCUGGUCAUAAAAGGGGGGGAAUAUCUCUUUAUUUAUUAAUAGUUUUAAUACCAAACCGAAAAAUAUCUAUUUUUCGAUUCGGGUAAUUUU